GUAGAGGAGACCCGGGGAUGCUAAUGGAGCCCGCAAGCAAGGGCGCAACCAGACAUCCACCACUCAACUUAGGUUGGCUGCGUUGAAUCUACGCACCGCCCCCAUUUUCCCAUUCAUCAAUCUCAAUAUUGGAAAUCAAUUUCACUUCUAAUUUCAUCAUCCCCUCAUCUUUUAUUCAUAUACCCACUUCAUUUCUUGAUUUUGGUUCUUAUCAAACAUCAUGUCGUUCAGAUUCCGAGGAGGGAAGAAUGCUUCUUCGGGAAUGGGUGUUGCUGAUCACUGUAAAGGCACCUUCUUGGAGCUACAAAGAAAAAAGGCGCACCGUUAUGUGAUUUUUAAAAUCGAUGAGAAGAAAAACGAAGUUGUUGUAGAGAAGACCGGCAAGCCUGCUGAAAGUUACGAAGAUUUCACAUUGGCAUUGCCUGAAAACGAUUGCAGAUACGCGAUCUUUGACUUUGACUUUGUCACCUCGGAGAACUGUCAAAAGAGCAAGAUUUUCUUUAUCGCGUGGUCUCCUGCAACGUCAAGGAUUCGAGCCAAGAUGUUGUACGCAACAUCAAAAGAUAGGCUCAGACACGAGCUCGAUGGGGUCCACUACGAGAUUCAAGCUACUGAUCCUACCGAAAUGGAGCUUGAUGUGCUCAAGGAACGCGUAUACUAAUCGGUUAACAUUUUUGACCCAUUGUUCCCAGCUUCCUAAAGUCGCAAACCAGUUAUCCGCUUCUAGCAGAAGUUAUGUUUCGAAUAAAUGGCAGCCACGCUACAAUAAGACCAUGCGUCACCUGAAUAUUAUUACCAGCCGCCCGUUAUUACAGCUAACAAGAUACGUAUUUAGUGACCGGUCAAUAUAUCAUAGUUGGCUUCGGAUUCUGUUGUUUUCUGUAUGUUAUUACUUUGACCCUAACCGAUUUACUUAUAAUUGCUCGAUUCGGGAUUAUGUUAUGUUUUA
Messenger RNA from Helianthus annuus (common sunflower), 949 nucleotides. RefSeq names its product actin-depolymerizing factor. The record is from RefSeq and is a predicted model, not a curated record. Gene Ontology annotation, biological process: actin filament depolymerization. Gene Ontology annotation, molecular function: actin filament binding. The transcript is spliced from 3 exons. Gene Ontology annotation, cellular component: cytoplasm; actin cytoskeleton. Lineage: Eukaryota; Viridiplantae; Streptophyta; Magnoliopsida; Asterales; Asteraceae. The coding region runs from base 221 to 661 and encodes 146 amino acids.